CACUCUGUGGCAAAUUCUCCCAAAAUGCUACCUGGAUGAAACAGUUUUACAAGUUCAUAAACAAGGAGCAACAGUAGAGAUGUCUCAGCUGUCUGCUGAAGACGAAGCAGAGCUGCAGUCCCUGCUGAAGCAGCUUCUGAGAAGCAUCAACGACAGGAUCUCUGGAGCUCCGUCCACCGAAUGUGCUGAAGAGAUCCUCCUCCACCUGGAAGAGACUGACAAGAACUUCCACAAUUAUGAGUUAGUCAAGUAUCUCCGUCAGUAUGUGGAGAGCUCUCUGGGGACUGUGGUGGAACAAGAGACCAAUUACCUGACCAGAGGAGAUGGACAACAUGCAAUAGGCUCAGGUCACGACACCCUGAUUCAUGCUAUCACCCGGAAGAGCAGAGACUCAGCAGAGUACCAGCAGAUGAUGCAGACUCUAAAAAACACCAUGAUCAUGGUGGUGGAGUCUUUAAUCAACAAAUUUGAGGAGGACCAGAUGAGGAAGGAGGAGAUGCACAGAGAGCAGCAGCACAGCCAGGCCAACAGCCAGUACACCGACAACUGCUCCGACAGCGACUCCUCCUUCAACCAGAGUUAUGCUUUCAUCAGACAAGAGCAGCUUCAAGUUUUGGCUGAACAACUUGACUCCAGCCGACCAAAAGAGCAUGGAUACUACAGCAGGACUGUAGUUCUCCGACUCCUGGAGAGAAAAUACAAGUCUCUGUCAGCGGAGCGGCAGGAACCCGGCUCAGUCCAGAGGAGUGUUUACACGGGAAAAGAGAUUGAGUAUGCUUUCUUCGUCCACUCGCUGUGUGUCCUGGGGAAACUGCUCAUCUACACCAACGGCAGGAAGCUCUUUCCCAUCACAGUGAAGAAGCGCAAAGGUACCAGAUCUCUCUCCGCCGUCUGUGUGCGAGGGGCCGGGCGUUUACACCACACUCGGCUGCUACAUGCAGCAACCACCACGCGUGAUGCGGAGAGAAGCGGCUCCAAGUACGGAUUCAACAUGGUGAUGUCUCACCCUCACGCCGUCAACGAAAUCGCCCUCAGCCUCAACAACAGAAACCCCAGGACAAAGGCUCUGGUGUUGGAGUUGCUGGCGGCAGUUUGUUUAGUCAGAGGAGGACAUGAGAUCAUCCUGUCGGCCUUCGACAACUUCAAAACUGUGUGUUCAGAGUCGAUGCGUUUUGAAAAGUUGAUGGAACAUUUUAAGAAUGAAGACGACAACAUCGACUUUCUGGUGGCCUGCAUGCAGUUCAUCAACAUCGUGGUUCACUCGGUGGAGGAUAUGAACUUCAGAGUCCACCUGCAGUACGACUUCACCAAACUCAACCUGGACGAGCACCUGGAGAGGCUGAAGCACACGGAGAGCGACCGGCUGCAGGUUCAGAUUCAGGCGUACCUGGACAACGUGUUUGACGUUGGGACGCUGCUGGAAGACGCAGAGACCAAGACUGCUGCUCUGGAGAGGGUGGAGGAACUGGAGGAGAACCUGGGCACGAUGUCUGCCCGGGUGCUGGACGUGGAGAACGAGGCGAUGCUGAAGAUCGUGGAGCUGGAGAAGCAGCUGAUGCAGACCAACAAGGAGCUGGACCAGAUCCGGGACGUGUACGCCAGCAGUAACUCUCAGGUGCACACGCUGCGGCGGAUCGUGCGGGAGAAGGACCAGACGAUCCGGAGACAGAGUCGUUUGGAGCGCCAGGCUCAGGAGGCUCAGCAGGCCGGAGGACCAGGAGCUCCACAGCCCCCGAGAGGAGAGGGAGACGGGGGGGUGGGGGACUCUGCCUCCCCCUCACCUCCACCCUGUCCUAACCUGUCCCCAAGUCCAGAGACCGUAGCGUAUCACAGCAUGGCUCCAGGGAUGGGCGGAGCUACGGGGAUGCUUGCCCCACCUCCUCCACCAAUGCCAGGCACAGUUUCCAAUGGGGUCUCGGUUUCUACUAAGAUGUUGAGUAAGUAA
Notothenia coriiceps (black rockcod) is the source of this 1945-nucleotide messenger RNA. RefSeq names its product inverted formin-2-like. The record is from RefSeq and is a predicted model, not a curated record. The transcript is spliced from 18 exons. Bases 80 to 1945 code for a protein of 621 amino acids. Gene Ontology annotation, cellular component: cytosol. Gene Ontology annotation, molecular function: small GTPase binding; actin filament binding. Gene Ontology annotation, biological process: cell migration; cortical actin cytoskeleton organization; regulation of cell shape. Lineage: Eukaryota; Metazoa; Chordata; Actinopteri; Perciformes; Nototheniidae.